Messenger RNA from Aureobasidium uvarum, 1536 nucleotides. NCBI's taxonomy places the organism in Eukaryota, Fungi, Ascomycota, Dothideomycetes, Dothideales, Saccotheciaceae. The record is from the annotation of a GenBank genome assembly.
UCCAUUGCCAGCUCGGACUCUGGCAACUCCAGCGACUCGGCCACAAGCAGCAUCCACAGCGAGCGCAAACAAUCAAACCAGAACGGAUCCAGAAAGCGCCGUAGACUCUCACCCACCGGAUCAGCAGACUCGGACUCGGAACUGGAGACUCAACAACAGCAAAAAGUUGCUCCUCCUCCCAUGGCCACUGCAUCUCGCAUCCAACCAUCCAUCUCCCGCAUCAAGGCCAAACCAACAACGACAUCUUCCACAACCACAAACCCCACACCCACAGAAACCAUCAUUACAACAGCUCAAAAGGAAAUGAAAAGUCCACCAAUCCCCGAGAUCCUCUCCGGACGCGACUGUAUCGGUGGCAGCAGAACGGGAUCGGGAAAAACCGUUGCCUUUGCAGUGCCCAUCCUGCAACAAUGGGCCAAAGACCCCUUUGGGAUUUUCGGUCUCGUGCUCACGCCCACCCGCGAACUGGCAUUGCAGAUUUUCGAACAGUUCAAGGCUAUUGGUGCGGUGCAGAAUCUUAAAGUUUGCUUGGUGACUGGAGGGGCGGAUAUGAGGGCUCAGGCUAUUGAGUUGGCGAGGAGGCCGCAUGUGGUUAUCGCUACACCGGGAAGGCUUGCGGAUCAUAUCAAUAGCAGUGGGGAAGAGAGUGUUGCUGGAUUGAGGCGGGUCAAGUUUGUGGUGCUGGAUGAGGCGGAUAGAUUGUUGGCGGCUGGCAAGGGGAGUAUGUUGCCCGAUUUGGGGGUUUGCAUGGAGGUGUUGCCUGAGAGUGGCAAGAGGCAGACUUGUCUGUUUACCGCGACUGUCACGGCAGAAGUCAGAGCACUGCAAGAUAGACCUAGACCCAAGGGCAAACCUCCCGUGGCCGUGUGUGAGAUACUAAACAGCCCCACUAGGNUCGACCUAGACACCCUCGCCAUCCCAGACACCCUCCACCAAACCUACUGUCUCGUCAACGUCGUACACAAGGAAAAAUACCUCCACAUCCUCCUCCUCACCGAGCAAAACCUCAAAAAACCCACCAUCAUCUUCGUCAACCGCACCUCCACCGCAAACCUGCUCGAACAUUUACUGCGCUCCCUCGAUCACCGCGUCACCUCUCUGCAUUCGGGACUCCAGCAAUCUGAUCGCACCAACAAUCUCGCCCGCUUCCGCGCAAACGCCGCUCGCAUUCUCGUGUGCACGGACAUCGCCGCCAGAGGUCUGGAUAUCCCUUCUGUGGCGUUGGUGGUCAACUAUGAUCUCCCCCGCGAUCCUGAUGAUUAUGUGCAUAGGGUUGGUCGUACGGCGCGCGCAGGCCGUACGGGUACUUCGGUGUCAUUGGUGGGACAGAGGGAUGUAGGGCUUGUUCAAGCGAUAGAAGACAGAGUGGGAAGAAAGAUGGAGGAAUAUGUAGAGGAAGGUGUCAAUGUGGAAAGCAGGGUUGUCAGGGAUGCGUUGAAUGUUGUGGGAGACAAGAAGAGGGAGGCGCUUUUGGCGAUCGAGGAAGGUAGAGAUGUCAAGGGCAAGAGAAGAAAGCAGGGGAGAAGUGCUGGGAAA